UUAUUUAUUCCAAAAAUAAGUGUUAAAUUAUGGCUUUUAUGUUCAAAUUAAGACUCACUUUUUCUACUUUACUAGUAUUACAAUUGUGUAUCAAUCGAGCUACAUCUCGUACUUUAUACGAAUCAUCGAUUGCUGAGAAACACGAACAAUGGAUGGCCCAGUACGGACGUGUAUACAAAGAUAAGAUAGAAAAGGCGGAGAGGCUGAAGAUAUUCAAACAAAAUUCAGAAUAUAUUGAGUCGAUCAACAAUAAUGGAUCGCGAAGUUAUUUAUUAGGUAUCAAUGAAUUUGCUGAUCGUAAAAAAGAGGAAUUAAAAGCCAAACGUAAUGGAUAUAGAAUAAUAUCAUCUCAACAAAAUAAAAAACCUAUGUCUUUCAUGUAUGAAAAUGUAACAGUACCAUAUAUGAUGGAUUGGAGGACAAAAGGUGCUGUUACUGGAAUUAAAGAUCAAGGAGAUUGUGGAUGUUGUUGGGCGUUUUCAGCUGUGGGUGCUAUAGAAGGAAUCAACAAGAUCAGAACUGGUAAAUUGAUUCCAUUAUCUGAGCAAGAGUUGGUAGAUUGCGAUAUAGGUUCAAAUGAGGGUUGUGAUGGAGGUCUCAUGGAUUACGCGUUUGAGUUCAUUAUAAAAAACCACGGAAUUACUUCAGAAUUUGAUUAUCCUUACAAGGGAUUCGAUAGCACUUGUAUGAAAAACAAAUUAUUCAACAAUAUCGCGAAAAUUUCAAGUUAUGAAGAUGUUCCAACUAAUAGCGAAUCAGCAUUGCUUAAAGCUGUUGCUAACCAACCUGUAUCUGUUGCGAUUGAUGCUGGUGGAUCUGAUUUUCAAUUUUAUUCUAGUGGCGUGUUCUCAGGACAUUGUGGAAUUGAAUUAGAUCAUGCUGUUACCGCGAUUGGUUAUGGACAAACUAUAGAUGGUAUUAAAUAUUGGAUCGUGAAGAACUCAUGGGGGACUAGUUGGGGCGAAAAUGGAUACAUGAGAAUACUAAGAGACGUUGAUGCUAAGGAAGGACUUUGUGGAAUCGCCAUGAAUGCUUCUUACCCUAUCACGUAAAGUUUUAACAAAUACGAUAUUUUAAUCUGAUUUGAUUAGGAGUAUUAUGUUAUUUGUAUCAAAAUGUAAUGUUGGAUCUUGUCCAAUGUAUGAAAGGAUUCAAUUUUGAGAAGUGAAAUACAUUAUUUUUAGCGAAAUA
Molecule: messenger RNA, 1191 nt
Organism: Capsicum annuum
Lineage: Eukaryota; Viridiplantae; Streptophyta; Magnoliopsida; Solanales; Solanaceae
Product: senescence-specific cysteine protease SAG39-like
Exons: 2
Coding region: 30-1052 (340 amino acids)
Cellular component (GO): lysosome
Molecular function (GO): cysteine-type endopeptidase activity
Source: RefSeq, a predicted model, not a curated record